Molecule: messenger RNA, 2139 nt
Organism: Psilocybe cubensis
Lineage: Eukaryota; Fungi; Basidiomycota; Agaricomycetes; Agaricales; Agrocybaceae
Product: Smr domain-containing protein
Exons: 3
Coding region: 1-2139 (712 amino acids)
Source: RefSeq, a predicted model, not a curated record
AUGGAUGUAGCCCUCUCUAUCUUAGCAGGCCUUGGCCUGCGCAUAUUCCUCGUUCCUACUAAUACAGGCCCCACCAACAAACUAACAACCGCCAUUCUCGGACUAUGGGAGGGCAUUGUUCUUCACCAAGUAUCGGGUCGCUCGACAUCUCCCAAUCUAGAUCAUGUCCUUGCCUACGGAUUGCGCAUUGUGAUGGACCUCCUAAUCUCGAAAGAUUUACAACGGAUGGUUAUGGUACUGUUAUGGAGUGCUCUUGGCUCGGUCGCGUCGGAAGCCUUCGUCCCUCGCGCAAGCCUUCGCGCAGCCCUGAAGAAAGAUCGGGAACGAGUCAAGGAGAGAAGGCACAGGCAUUCGCGUUCAAUUCCGACCGCCGUUCCUAUUCUGUCGACACCAUUACCACCACGAAUUCGUGCCUACAGAGCACCCGACCCAGAUCAAUCGUCUAUAAACCCGCUCCUUCCUGAGAACCCUCCACCACCAUUUUCUUCCUCUAUAUCGCCCUUGGAACGCCCUCCAACACCUCCCAGUUUCUUUCUACAAGAAGACUCCAUAUUGUCACCUUCUCCAAAACCCGUACUCCUCCAAGUUCAACAAUCCACGGAACACUUCGUCCAAGAGGCGCUUCCUGUUCGCCCUAGGUCUGGCCUUGCCUCCUUGCUUGACCAUUCUCCAGAUUCAGGUUCGCCCCUCCCUGUUCCUAACCAUCUUCCCACACCUCCAGACACGGCUAUCCCCUCAGAUGGAAUGAAUGACCUUUCCAAUAACGAUUCUUAUCUUGAUUGUCAUAAGCCACGCUUUGAAAACCAGUUGUAUACCAUUCCCGAGCUUUCGUCACCAGAAGACAACACCGCACAUCCGGAGAACGGUGAUCAAACUUCAAAUGUAUCUCCUCGUAGCGGAGACCAACACCAGAACCGAAACAAUAUUACCCAACAACCUCUUCCUAACGGGCCUGACCCAAUUGAUAUGCCUAUCCCAGUUCCUAAUUACGAGCUUCGAAGCUCGCCCAACAGCGUCGUGGUUGAUUGGCUAACGUCGCAAUCAUCACACGUGAAUGCUGAGUCUCUUUUUCCAAAUCAAUUUGCUACAACAUCUGCUGAGGUUCAGGGCGCUCUUCCUGUGCUCCUUCGCCACCAGGAUCCUCUUUGGCAUAUACACACCCCCACAGCCUCUAAUCACAUCAUCAUACAAGAGAACAUCGACGAAAGGAUGGACUGUGUUGGUAACACUAAAGUAAAUCUUCAAGCCAAUUACGAAAGCGAGGUUGACGAACUUCUCACCCCCGGCGCUCGGGAUAAACUCGCAAUGGAAACGGAUAACGAACACGAUGCUGACCCUUUGCUUACACCCAAGCAAGCACGCCUCGAUGAACUAGAAGGCCAGUUAUCUCCGUUGAGUCUCAACGUGAGAUCUGCUCUGGGGUCUGAUCAUGCCGCCGCUGCGACAGAGCCCGCACCAAAUGUCACCGAAGAUGACUUUCAGGAUGAACUUCAGAUGCCAGGGUCUUUGUCACAGAAUCCACUCCUGCAACCUCCGCUACCACCUUCUGGACCUUUGUUCCGACGCACGACUUCUCCGCCACCGGAGUCUCCCCCUCCACCUUCCCCGUCUACCAUCCUCUCUGAUCCGAGCGAUGCUUCGAUACUUUCUACUCGUAUACCAACCAGACUCUACCAGCGUGCUGAUCAAUUGCGCCAAAAAGCUCGAGAAGAGGAGUCCGUAAGAGCGCAACUAGAGGAACAAAGGAAACGUGCCGAGUCGGAAGGACGGGUGAUGGACGCCCUUGCUUUAAAAAUCAAGGUCCGAGAAUUGGAUGCUGAAGCAUACAAGCUACACGAGAAAGCGGCACGGAGAUACUUCGUUGCCCGAAAUACCCUUACCAAGUCUAAUGAAAUUGAUGUACACGGCCUUCGUCCACGUGAGGCUUUUGACCGGGUCGAGAGAGCUAUCAUCAAAGCAAAUGAGGAGAAACGCACGACUGUCCGUGUGAUCGUUGGAAAGGGCAAACACUCUAUCGAUCAGAGGCCCACUCUUAAACCUGCUGUCCAACGAGAGAUGCAAAGGCUAGGGAUCAAAUGCGAAGUCGAUGCCCGCAAUCAAGGUGUUCUGAUCGUUUCACUUCCACAACCUCGUCUUUGA